GAAAUGCCAUCGCAUUUUUUUGUUAUGUACGCAUCGCGUACCCCGAAGUACUAGUGAGUAUUUGUAAAAAGAUGUUGAACAAAUGUGAAAGGAAAUUAAAGAAGCCUUUCUUGCUGCCUCUAAAUUAUCGAGAAAAAGUGGAACUAAUAAUAAUGAAAUUAAUGGAGAAACAAAAAAGAAUUUGGAACAAUUAGGCUUAGCUUUGGGCUAUGAAUUUGGGCCGGCCUCAGUUGCCGAGAACAUCAUCACGCGCAGAACACGUGCCAAGAACUUGGGCGUAGCAGAGCGGCGAAGCGAGAGCGAAAGCAGCGAGAAUGGCGAUCGGAGGCGGAAGCAAUGACGUAAAUCAGACGGAGGACUGCACAGUUGCCAAGGAAGAGAAAAUGAAAGCUUGGAGAACAAUGGAGAAACCCUCGAGUAGCCAUUGCAUCUAUCUUCCCAUAGCUGAAGCCAAGAAAACCAUAAAUAAGUUGGUAAAUAUUUUCGUCAAAAUCUCAGAGGUCGGAUUCCCUAGGAAAUCCAAAGGAACAGAUUAUGUUCUUGUAUUGAAGGUUGUGGACCAGUCUUAUCCAGCACCUGGGCUCUCUGUGACAUUUUUCGGUGAGAACAUGAGAAAGCUGCCAGAUGUCAGAUCUGUUGGAGAUGUGAUUAGUCUUCAUUAUGUUGAGAUGAAGGUUCGCAAUGGAGAGGUCUGUUGUCUUUUUGGCAAGAAAGUCUCUUCAUUUGCACUAUUCCACGGAGAAAUUAAUGUGGAAGUUACUCCCUAUCAAACUUUUCCAAUGUACUAUGCUGCGGAGCAUGCUACCAAUUUAUUACUACAAUUAAGGAAAUUGCCCCUCAAGCAUCAACCAGAUGCAGGUUUCAUUAAAUGUCUAUCAUUGCUAAGGAACAUCGAGGUUGGUAAGACUUUCGAUAUAAUAUGCAAGAUUCUUUGUGCGCAUAGAAUUUCUAGAGAUGAGUGGAUGCUUUUUGUAUGGGAUGGUACUGAUUUACCUCCUGCAACUUUUCAAUCAAAUUUAGACAUGGAGGAGGAACAACCAAUUCCUUUGUUUCUUGAGCCACUGCCACUAUCAAAAGAGAUUCUACGAUCAUUUCCUCUCGAAGGAGCAGUCUUGAGGAUAUUUGAAGAUAAUUGUUUUGAACCUAUCAAUCAUUUUCGUGGAGGAGAUUAUUGGGUUAGAUUGUGCAAUGUUACAUGUGAAAUACAAUCAGGACUGUGGAGAGGUGUGGUGAAUUCUUCGAGCAAAGUCUUUAAGUUGUCUAAUGAGGAUGCU
Messenger RNA from Asparagus officinalis (garden asparagus), 1274 nucleotides. Its product is annotated as protection of telomeres protein 1b-like. Lineage: Eukaryota; Viridiplantae; Streptophyta; Magnoliopsida; Asparagales; Asparagaceae. Gene Ontology annotation, cellular component: chromosome, telomeric region; nuclear telomere cap complex. The record is from RefSeq and is a predicted model, not a curated record. Gene Ontology annotation, molecular function: G-rich strand telomeric DNA binding; telomerase inhibitor activity. The annotation marks the transcript as partial. Gene Ontology annotation, biological process: telomere capping; regulation of telomere maintenance via telomerase. The transcript has 7 exons.